Molecule: messenger RNA, 567 nt
Organism: Spinacia oleracea (spinach)
Lineage: Eukaryota; Viridiplantae; Streptophyta; Magnoliopsida; Caryophyllales; Amaranthaceae
Exons: 2
Coding region: 19-411 (130 amino acids)
Source: RefSeq, a predicted model, not a curated record
GCCCGCACGGUCAAUGUGAUGGUGGGGGUGAUCAACCGGUUUAAGUCCGCGUUGGUUCGGGCCCGAUCUGCACUUUCUUGCAGGAGCCCCCACUCCACUCGGACGGGGACCGGACGAGCCGGGGCCGACGACGCAGUACCAUCGGUCGGGGGACGCGGUCCUGGGGAGAGAGAGAGGGCACGACACUCGCCCCUACGGCAUCGCCGUUCUGAUGUGGGGGUGAGUCCUUCCGGGGAGAGGUCCGAGUCGGAGCGUAUGCGACGUUCCGUGUCGGUGGAUCGAGAACCUAGCCCCGAGUUGCAGCCACAGCCUCAUUUUUGGGGCGAUUCUGGCUGGGGGUUCUUAUACCACGGGGAGUGGAGCGGAUGGACCGGCGAGGCUUGGAGACAUGAAGCCGAUGACGAGUCUUAGGCUUGUCUCCUCUUUUGUAUUUAUUCAUUCUUGUAUUUCGCGUGCAUAUAUAUUUUAUUUAUUUUUGCGAAUUCAUGGUGCAAGAAUGUUUUGAGCCUUCCAUGGGCUUUGCUAUGAGGCCUCGACAUAUUAUAGCAGUACUAGCUUUCUAAACCA